UACCUAUCCAACCGCCAUGCUCAAUUCAUUUCUUCCCUUUCCAUCGCUCGCCCAACACUUUUUAGCGAGUCUGCCACGCUCCCAGCGAUAUCGGCAGCCGCCACCAACUAUCAAGCACAAUGGGCAACGAACACAGCAAAUCGUCCGGACCACGGCCACUACCUACUGCAACAGAGGCCGAAGCCCCACCGACCUAUGAGGAAGCGGUUCUAGCGGGAGACGCACCCGGCGCUUCCACGUCGACGGUUACCAGCCUAGAUCCCCUCGUGGCAGCUCUCCUCCACAACAAGGCACGCAGUCCCAUGUACCGUUUGCCAUCACCCAUCCUGAACCAGAUCGUCAAGCUUUUGGACGUUGAGACCCGCUCGCGUUUGCGCCACACCUCAAGCCUCUUCUUCAAUUUUGCAACGCAGCUGGCAAAGCCAGUCCAGCCAGCAGCGCCGGCACAAAACGGGUCUUUUGCGAGCGUUUACAAAAGAUUGCCGAACCUCUGCACCAUCUGUACGCUCGCGACCUUCCAACCCGACUUCGAGAAAAGGUGCGCCGCCGCGUUCGAGACUUAUCUCUACUGCAACUGGUGCGGGCUGGAGCACCAGGCCUGGCUUUUCUCCCCGGCGCAGCGCAACGUGGAUUUCGACAGCGUUCAAAGGAGAUGGUGCAUCGCGUUUGAGGGUCGACUACGGCUUUGUGCUCACAAGGCGGUCCAACUUGGGGAGCUUGGUUCCGUGGGACGGGUGCCACCGCCGGAGCCGGGAUCAGACAUAACCAAUAUCCGCACACUGGUGUCGUGCAGCCACCCCAGCCAUAAAACCACGUGCUGCGGCUCCGAACCCAUGGUGGAGGAAAGGGUGCAUGCCGAUGGCCGAAGAGACCUGAUUUGGAGAUGGUAUACAAAUAUACCAACAUUACCAGACCGCGAGCCGACGGCACGGCAUCUCCGACAUCAGCUGGGGGAAAUGCGUCGAACUGUCGGAGGGUAUAUUGUACCUCCAAACACGCCUGGCGAUCUCCCGGAGCUGCGUUGCAUCGACCCCCGCAAUUGCGGAUGCGUCCGAUAUGAAGGCUCGGAGCUUCUUCCUCCUGAAGGUGUCCCUGCGUGGUGGCGGCAACGCAACUGCAAACCAGCCCCCCAGACGACUUCUGGUUCGAUACGCGAGGCGCUGCCUUUUGCCAAAACUCACAAAGCCAUUGCUUCGACAUCUAGGUCGAAGAAAGCUCUGACUAGGUAUGUGGUAUUUGACCCAUGUCCGAAAACUUCGAACCGCGGUUUUUCGUGUAUUAGUGUCGAAUGGGCGGCGAGGUUUCCUGUUUCUCGAAACUUUGAGUCCUGGAUGUACGACUGGUGCGCCGCCCUCGACCCGAGCUCGUACGGCGGCUGCAUCACCAACGAUUCCGACUUUCGGAAUAUCACAUGGUGCAUCUCGCCCGGCUGCAUGAACUAUUUACGGUCGGAUUGGAGGUUCAGGAAGCCUCGGUGGCAAGAGCAUAGCAGGGGCUAGCUGCGGCCGUGGAGGGGGAAAUGGAAAGUGAGCGCACCUUUGCGGACGUGGCUAGCCUUGCCUGUAACGAAUGGAGGAAUGUUGUUUGGUUAUCACAAAGGAGGUGGGGCCGUACAGUCCUGGGUAAGCGUGUAUGGAGCCCAGAGAGUCUCCUACCCUCCAUAGCCUUACCAGCCUAUAGAACUCGCCCAAGCUGAUGGCGAUGACCUCGGACGGCA
Gaeumannomyces tritici R3-111a-1 is the source of this 1717-nucleotide messenger RNA. RefSeq lists its product as hypothetical. The record is from RefSeq and is a predicted model, not a curated record. The transcript has a single exon. Bases 120 to 1499 code for a protein of 459 amino acids. NCBI's taxonomy places the organism in Eukaryota, Fungi, Ascomycota, Sordariomycetes, Magnaporthales, Magnaporthaceae.